Cuscuta epithymum is the source of this 1527-nucleotide messenger RNA. Lineage: Eukaryota; Viridiplantae; Streptophyta; Magnoliopsida; Solanales; Convolvulaceae. The record is from the annotation of a GenBank genome assembly.
AGAAGACUUUCUCUUCUUCUUUCCUUGAAUUUGCCCCCAAACCAAAACGCAUUAUUCUGUGUUCUUCUGAUCAUAGUUUCAAUCUGUUGUUGAAUAUUUCCUAGUAAUUUGACUUUUGAAAUCUGGGUUUUCUUGGAAAUCCCUUUUCUUGUGUGAAAGAUUGAAUCUUUGAGUACUUUGAAGCCAAUUUCUACACUGGGUGGGAUUUUUUUUAUUAAAACAGGACAAACAAACACAGAAUUGUUGGUGGUCGUACGAUGAUGGAUGGAAGUCAGGGCGGCGGCGGCGGUUGUUCCGCACCUGCACCAUUUCUGAUGAAAACAUAUGAAUUGGUUGAGGAUCCAUCGUCCAACCAUAUUGUUUCAUGGGAUCCAAGUGGGCAUAGUUUCGUGGUUUGGGAUCCACCUAAGUUUUGUGCUGAUAUGCUUCCCAAAUACUUCAAGCACAACAAUUUUUCCAGCUUCAUCAGACAGCUCAAUACAUAUGGGUUCAGAAAGACUGAUCCAGAGCGGUGGGAAUUUGCAAAUGAAGAGUUUAUAAGAGGACAAACACAUCUCUUGAAGAACAUCCACCGGCGGAAACCGAUCCACAGCCACUCUGUUUCUCCGGUGACUGAUUCGGAAAGGCGGGGAUAUGAAGAAGAGAUUGAGAAACUGAGAAAUGAAAAUGCCUCUCUUCAAUCACAAGUAGAAAAGCAUGAAAAAGACAACCUCGAACACAAAUUCGAAUUUUGUUCCUUAGAGAAUCGGCUCAAGAACAUUGACAGAAGGCAGAGUCAACUCGUGGAACUCGUGGGUCAACUCGCUCAAAACCCCACAUUUGCAUCUUCUCUGCUUCACCACUUGGAUGAUCAUAACAAGAGGAGGAAAUUACUAUCACUUCGCUUUCCCAGUACUACUACCACCACCUCCUCCAUUUCUUCUGAUGAAGACCAAAACCAUAGUUUCUUGAGUUCCCAGAAUGAUUUGGUUGCAGACUUGGAUUCCUCCAUAGAUUUUUGUGAGAAUCUCAUACAUGGAAUCAUCUGUGAUGGCAAUUCAAGUCAAGAUGGUUGUGGGACUCAUUCCCAGACAUCAUCACCUUCAAGUUUUGUCAUCAAUGUAGAAACAGAACAGCAGCCCAAGAAGAGUUCAAGGAUUGACAUGAACACAAGCCCAGCUGAAAGUAAUAGUAAUCGUGAAGUUGAUGGUAGCUCUUCAGCAUCUGUAGUGGCUAAUGGUGGGAAUGAUGUGUUCUGGCAGCAGUUCCUAACAGAGGCGCCCGGCCCCGGGGAAAGGUUUGAUCGGCCGGAGGUCGAAUCUGAAAAGAGGGAAGGUGGUGGUGGGGAGUAUACUCAUUUGAAAAUUUGAUUAUGUAGCUAGUACUGUAAAAUAUACGGGAGACCACGUUUCUCACGUCAAAUUUAUAUCACAAAUUAUGCUUUUGAGUAGAAAAUCUUUAAUAUGGAUAAAUUUAUUAGAUAUAAGACGAGAAAUUGAAAACAAGUGAAUUAUAUACUCUCUGUUCUUAUAUAAAAAUCAUCAUUCA